AUGCGUCCCCUCACCGAGUCCGAGACGCAAACGCUCUUCUCCAAGCUCGCAAACUACACUGGGAGCUCUCUCAACAACCUGAUUGCUCCUCCUUCCUCCUCAGAGGGCGGCGACGAUGACGAGCGAUAUGUUUUCCGCCUACACGGAUCCCGAGUGUACUAUGUUCGUUUGUCGAUAGCCAACCUUGCAACAUCCAUCGCGCGGCCGAACCUUCUCUCCGUCGGUACAUGUCUUGGGAAAUUUACCAAGACAGGGAAGUUCAGACUACACAUUACAGCUCUGGAUGCGAUCGCGCCCCAUGCACGCUAUAAGGUGUGGAUUAAGCCCAAUGGCGAGAUGCCUUUCCUGUACGGCGGAAAUGUCGUCAAGGCGCAUGUUGGGCGUUGGAGCGAGGAUUGCCCGGAGCAUCAAGGGGUUGUAGUAAUGUCGAUGGAUGACACUCCUCUGGGCUUUGGCGUAACGGCUCGCUCGACAGCCGAGGCCCGUCGAUUAGAUCCAACAGGAAUCACAGCUUUCAGGCAGGGUGAUAUUGGAGAGUACUUAAGAGAAGAGGAUACAUUAUUUCAGACAACCUAG
This is a messenger RNA of Ophidiomyces ophidiicola, 576 nucleotides long. It is a transcript of the gene NIP7, whose product is annotated as ribosome biosynthesis protein nip7. The transcript has 3 exons. Bases 1 to 576 code for a protein of 191 amino acids. Gene Ontology annotation, molecular function: RNA binding. The record is from RefSeq and is a predicted model, not a curated record. Lineage: Eukaryota; Fungi; Ascomycota; Eurotiomycetes; Onygenales; Onygenaceae. Gene Ontology annotation, biological process: ribosomal large subunit biogenesis; ribosome assembly. Gene Ontology annotation, cellular component: preribosome, large subunit precursor; nucleolus; nucleus.